AUGCUCGAACGAAUUCUACUUCAAGCUUCAUCACAUGAGACCGCUCCAGCUCGACCCGUUCAUCAUGGCCAUGCCAAUCCCGCCGAGAUACCCAUGUUGCAGAGUCUCUGGUCUUCCCGCAUCAGUGUGCGCAUCCAGCCAGACGACACCCAGCUGUUUCUGGUGGUCCUCGUGUGUCGCCUGCAGUCCCGCAGCGACCCCAGCAGACGCCAUGCAAUUUCCGGCCAGAACGAGUGGUAUGGCAUCUCGCUCGCGGAGUACAGGAUGGCGGCGGCGCGCGCGCUGAUGGACGAUGACGCCCUCGACUAUCUGGACCUGGCGCUGGACGACUACGCCAGACCGGCGGAUGAACCGCCAUUCGAGGGUCGGACGUUACUGGAGGUGUUCUCGGAUCUGCCGCGUUCUUCUUUCCGUCUGGGCGUGUCGGGCAAUAUCAUGAAUCCGCAGGAUGCGGCCACUGUUCUGGACGCUGGGGUGGACUUUCUGAUGGUGGACAGGGCGGCCAUUCUGAAUCCGGAUUUCCCAAGCAAUGUUCAGAAAAACUAUGACUAUAGGCUACCCAGUCUACCGGUUACUGCGAACUACUGGAAAGAGGUUGGUUUGUCUGAGCCGUACCUUAGAUAUAUGAAAACAUGGCCGGGAUUUGUUACGCGGGAAACAGGAGGGUGUUAA
Messenger RNA from Aspergillus melleus, 672 nucleotides. RefSeq lists its product as uncharacterized. Lineage: Eukaryota; Fungi; Ascomycota; Eurotiomycetes; Eurotiales; Aspergillaceae. The record is from RefSeq and is a predicted model, not a curated record. Bases 1 to 672 code for a protein of 223 amino acids. The transcript has a single exon.